AUGGUUCGCAAUCAUCCCGGCGAUCCUUAUCAACGACAAGUGCUCGUUGAUCGUGUAUCAUCAUGCUCCAUCCGAGCGGGCCUUGUUGGCACAGUCCAUGGUUCCAUGAGUCCGGGAGGGGACCCGGGUACUUUAGUAGUCCUCGACUUCGAAUUUCAAGCCCUGAAGGUCAGUCGUCGAAUUAAAUCCGCAGACAUUACCCUGCGACUUUAUGGAGAGAACGACAACCCCAUUGUCGCCAAGAUUGCCCCACAAGGUUCUCACUCUUUGCAAGUCAGCACCACGGAAACCGUAGUAAACAACGGUGGAGCUCUCGACAUUGAAAUGGGAGGAGCCAUGGGCAUUGACCUGGGUGGAGCUGCUCAUCUAACAAGAACUGUGAACAGUGCUGUCCUCCAUGGUUUGAUACGUAGUACUGGAAUUGGUGGCAACAACGUCGUGACCUGGACUGUGGUUGAAAACUCGACUCUCCGAUUAGGCAUUCCAUCAAACCUGCGCACAGCUAUCCUCCUUAAGCGCAGUACAGACGAAGUCUUCCGCGCAGAUAUCAACAUCAAGGCGGAAGUCUCUGGAUUCUCAUUCAGAGAUAUCCAAGACGGCCUGAUGGAUAGUGAAGAUGACCCUGUCAUUUUCAAUCCACAGGCACGUCCUCAAUGGCCGAAUGGACGACUGCGAGAUCACAGCGUACAUGACUUGGAUGCGAUCGACCUCUCAUCCCUAUUCUCUGUUGACGUGUUGACACCAGUUGACCUAGAAUGGGAAAACACUCAGGCGGAUGAUGCCAUGGAAAGAAAGCUAGCCAAAGACUUUGGUCAGUCGAGUAAUCCCGAGGACAGUCAUAGCGUAUCCUGGUUUAUUAAUCUAUGGGAUACAAGCUUCAAUGUGGAGGAGCGGGUUGGCUUACCGAAAACAUUGCAGAAGAAAGACCUAGAGAAGUACUUCUCUUGGAUUUCGGAAUCACUGAAUGAACCCUUAGCAACAUCCACUGAUGCAGAGAGGGACAAGAAGAACCCAAAGCAGCAGUUAGGACGCCCUGAUCUUUGUAACUUGAUUGCGAGACAGUCAAGCGAAAAGAAACUCACUAGCCCUCAGAUAGAACAUCUCCUGAGCGAACCUCCCGUCAAAGUACUGUCUAGUUUCAUAGAACUCCCUCACGACUUGGAUGUCUCCCACCAGCAUGACCGCGGAAGUUGCCGAAUGUCCACCGACCGAGAGGGGGAAAUAGUUCAGAAAGCCUAUAUUAUCCAAACCCCAUUCUAUAGUACCGGGUUCUGGUCGUUAGUACUCUACUCCAAGAAGGACCUGGACGUGCCAUGCCCUCCCAGCAGACUGUCCGGGGUCAUCCAAGCAGAUGCAGGCAUAGACCUUCCCAUUGUUUUCUCUGGGGUUCGCGAACUUGCCGCAGAAUACGGUCGUCAUCACAGUUUAUUACCCAUCCAGCUAUUUAAGUUGCAUUCCACAGCGACUUCGAAACAACUCAAGUCAAUACAGGAAGAGCUCAAAAUGGUUGAUGAAGACCUUCUGCGGCAAUAUGAGCAGGAGAGCAAGCCAGAAGAGGCCAACAAGCUCUAUCGCAGAUUAAGUAUGGUGCUGCACAAGUGUAGUAUGAAGCUCGCCGAACUUCGUCAACGCAGGAGUUUCGAGGACGACUUAGGGAACGAUCUCCGCGACGAUCUGGAGGUCAAGAGCAAACUGAGACGAAUGGUCGAGUUGAUCUCCAAAAUGUCUAAGAACUUAGACUUGGAUGUUGAAGCUCUACCAGACAGGAUUGAGAGCCAAAGAAAUGUUCAUGACAGUUUCUUGCAGGCCAGGCUAGCGAGAGAAGCUCUCCGAGACUCCAAGGCUAUGAAGACGCUAUCAAUUCUGACCAUCCUAUUUCUACCCGGUGCCUUUAUUGCCACGAUCUUCUCUACCAACAUUCGGUCGAACGACAACGGCAAGAUAGAAAUUAUGGAUGAAUUACAGCAGGACAUCCAAGAUCUAAGAGAAUUCGCGGCAACCAUCCCCCGAGAUCAUGGUUUACAACCUACCUGUCUAACCAAGCUCAGUGGUCUUAUCGGGAAGCAUUUUGAUCAGACAAACGAUGUCAACGUACUAAAUGAAUGUAUCGAAAUCGGACUGGAGUCUCUUCAAAUCACACCUCGGGACGACCCCAUACGAGGAGGACGGCUUUGCAAUAUUGGUUCCCGCUUUGAUGACCGGUUUUCCAUCACUGGGGAUACCUCUGAUCUCGAAAGAGCAUCCUGCCUCACAAAGGAGGCAGUGCAGAUUAUUCCACUUGAUCACCCUAAUCGAACACCCUGCUUGAUCACGCGUGGCACCAUCCUAAAAAGGCUUUUUGUCAAAGCAGCAAAACUACAAGAUAUCGAAGAGGCCAUAAGGGUGACACUGGAAGCUCUGCAAAUUACAGAUGUCCAUCAUUAUCAAUAUCAGGCCUCAAGGAAUUUGGAAGACUUCUUUAUUGAGAAGUAUUCCAAUACUCAGAACACCAUCGAUCUUAAAAGCGCUAUUGGAUACAACCGACAGGCCUUGAAAUAUGUCCAAGAUAACCCGGUCCAAGAGGUUCAAUGUUUGUGUGAUUUAUCUCUUCGACAACGACACUUGUAUCGUGAGACGCAUGACACACAAGCACGAGAAGAGGCAAUAGAGGCAGCGCAACGAGGACUCCAAAUUGCAUUAGAUCAUGGUAUCGCUCGGGCAGUCUGUCUGACAAACCUAGGAUCUGUUUAUUAUACCAGCUUUGAGUUAUCAAAAUCGGCAACUGAUCUGAACGAGUCCAUCCGACUGGUAGAGGAGGCAAUUAGUCUAAUACCUAAGUGCGAUCCAUCAAGAGCACCCAACCUGAGAAACCUCACAGAUAGACUCCGCCGCAGAUUCUACUUAAGUAAUACCCUUCUGGACAUCCAACGUGCUGUUAAGGUUGCUAAGGAGGCACUCGAGAAUAUGGUUAAGGAUGAUGCCGAAUGGGUGUCGUUUUCAUGCAAUCUGGCUCUCUGUUCAGUAGUGAUGUACCAGGAAACGAAGCUAUUACCAGAUCUGGAGUAUGCCAUACGAGAAACCUAUAUCGCUUUGGGGUUGAGUCAUGAACAUGAUGAUCUCUAUGGACAGGUCAAAAGUAACCUCUGCUACUUAUUGGGAGACCGAUAUAUCAGAGAAGGGUCGAUCAACGACCUUCACGAAGCUAUAGCACAUGGAGAAAUUGCUGUAAAAAAACCUACUGAACCAUCUUUCUACGCUAAGCGUUUGAUAAAUCUAGGGUCAGUUCUCCGCGAACGAUAUUUCAGGUUUGGAAACGUUGCAGAUUUGGAAUCAGCCAUCGAACUUGGACGGGAAGCAGUCGGGGCCCCAUGCCGGGAUGAGUCAGAUCGUAUGAGAUUCUCAGCCAGCCUUGGAGCAUGGCUAGGGGACAGACACAACGAAUCAGGAAGAGAGACUGAUCUUAUGGAAGGCCUGACCCGUGCCCGUGAGGCAUACGAACACUUGGCACUUGAUCAUCACUCCGGGUCGCUGUGCGCACACACUCUCGGAAAGCUUUUGCAGCAAAAAUAUAAGCAUACUGGUCAAAUUGCUGAUCUGGACGAGGCUAUUGUCUUUGACUCUAAGUCCCUUCACCUCUGUCUCGAACAAGACCCUGUCCGACCAAUGCGAAUGAACAAUCUUGCAGUGUCUCUUGGAAAUAAAUAUUUGGCAUCUGGCAACUCGGUAUACCUUGACCGUGCCAUUCAACUUGUAGAAGAUGCCCUCCGCCGGGAAGCCGAAACGUCACCGGAACGGUUCGAUAUACUACAGAAUUACAGUGUGCUGCUCGCUCUUCGAUACCAGAAAACGGGGCAGGUUUCAGACCUUGAUAAGGCUUGCGAGCAGCUAUCUCACGGUCUCGAGCAUCUCGCAACUGAUCAUCCAACGAGAUUCACCUUUCUCAGCCUGCUUGCCACUCGAAUCAGGGAUAAGUAUCAAAUGAAAGGAGACAUCGAGGAUCUAGAAUAUGCUAUCAGAUUGGCACGACACGCUUGUGCGACUUCUUUCAAGCAUGAGAAGGAUGGGCCACUGAGGACCCUUAGCACACUUCUUGGCGACAGAUUCCUCGCCACUGGAAGAAUGGCUGAUAUCGACGAGAGUAUCGCAACAUUGAAAGAGGUAGAGGUCAGAAUUCCAAGACGUCACAUCGAUAGACCUGUGCUCCUUACCAAUCUGGGAGCACGGUUAGGGGACCGAUAUGCUCGGACAGGGUUGGUGGAAGAUCUUGAUGCAUCAAUUGAAUAUACUAGACUCGCAUCCGAUACAACUCCUAAAACCAAUGUCGAAUGGGCUCUGAGACUUAACAAUCUUGCAGCAAGGUUAGGAGAGAGAUUUUCAAAGAUAGGAAGAACGGUGGACCUUGAAGAGGCCAUUCAAAUCGGACAUGAUCUGAUACGUGUUACUGAUUCCACUGACGCGAAUCAAUCAGUUUACCUGAACAAUCUUGCGGUACACCUCAAGAGUUGUUACCAAAGAACAGGGUUGCUGGAUGAUCUUGAAACCGCAAUAGGGUAUGCGCAAAGGUCUGUCAUCGCGCUUCCCGAGGGCCAUAUAGAUUUAUGUGGACGGCUCAGAAACCUAGUCUCCCUUCUUCACGAGAGGUACCGCAUAACAAAAGAAGAUAACCAUUACAGCCAGGCCAUGAAUAAAGCAAAUGCGGCGAUCCAGGCUACCUCAGAAAGCGGCCCUUUGUACCCCUCGUGCUUGAACAACAAAGGAAGUCUCUUACUAAGUCGUUUCAUAGUAAAGAGGGAUCUGGAGUAUCUGGUGGAGUCUAUAGGGCUACUACGGAAGGCUGUGGAAUUGAGUCCAGAAAGCGAUGGCCAGCGCGCAGAUCGGCAGAGAUUUCUAGGAGACGCUUUGCUCGAGAUGUACAAUCACAGCAACGAUCUCCAAUUCUGUGAGGAGGCAAUCUCCCUCCAUAGAGCGGCAAUGGAUCAAAGGAAUGCCCCUCUUGUUGUUCGAAUAAGAGCGAGCAGGUAUCUUGUUCACGAACUCGCUGUAGUAGGCAAGUGCGAAGAAGGCUUUGAAGCUGCUAAGAAAGCCCUUGGUCUGGUGCCUCAGUUGAUUUUACGAUCUCUGGACAACUCGGAUAAGCAGUACCUUUUGACACAGGUCGCCGGCCUGGCUUGUGACGCAACUACAGUCGCAAUCAAAGCCGGCAAAUCCCCAACCGUUGCCAUCAGACUUCUCGAACAGGGCCGCGGUAUCCUCUCCACCUCGAUCAAGGACAAGCGCAUCGAAAUCCAGGAUCUGGAACAAGUUCACCCCAAUCUAGCGGCGACAUUCACACAAACCAAAGAGAAACUGGAACGCUUAAGCCGCCCUACACAGGCCGCAGACUCCGCCCAGGUUAGUGAGCAGUACGAACUGGAAGAACACUUCAAUGCUAUUCUCGCAGAGAUUAGGACGAAAGCUGGAUUCAAAGACUUCCUCCUCGGCCCAAGUGCAUCAAGAAUACUUACUUGUUCGAAACAAGGCCCGGUCAUCGUUAUCAAUGUCAGCAUUGCCCAAUGUGACGCAAUAGUUCUCAAGGCCCAGGGCGAGGAAUAUAUGAGGCUACCCAAGUUGAGCGAGGCCGAAAUCGAGCGAAGGGCCCGAAGCGGUCAAAUUAAUACACCUGAAACUUUAGAAUGGCUAUGGGAUACUAUCGCGAAGCCAAUUCUCAGCAACCUGGGUAUCACUGAUGCACCAGGAGUGGGUGAUGACUGGCAACGGAUUUGGUGGAUACCGACAGGUUCACUCGCCAGAUUUCCGCUUCAUGCAGCUGGUUAUCAUCUACGGGACACCAAAGAAACAGUUCUAGAUAGAGUUAUGUCUUCUUACAGUUCGUCGAUCAAAGCGAUGCUCCUUUUCGACGAGAGGCCACUGAAGCAAUCACCCAGGUCCAAGGCACUUCUAAUAAGCGCCGAACAUGGAGACUCUAGCCGAUACCUACCUUCCGCAGAGAGGGAGAUUAGCGUCGUUCGUGAAAUGUGCGAUACAAUGGAUUUGGAAGUGGUGGUGGACUCAGGAACAUCGAAGACUAAUGUUAAAUCACACUUGAAAGAGUGCAAGGUCUUUCACUUUGCCGGACAUGGAUUUACUGACCCUAGUGACCCUUCUAAGAGUCAUUUGAAGUUGGGGCCAGGUGAAGAUGGAAUGUUGACAGUGGGCGAAUUAAUGGAUCUCAAUCUGAGCAGGAAUCCUCCAUUUCUUGCAUAUCUUUCCGCGUGUGAGACUGCAAGAUUUAAGGACUCGAGGUAUGCAGAUGAGAGUCUCCAUCUGAUUGGCGCUUGCCAGACUUCUGGCUUCCGCCAUGUUGUUGGCACUUUAUGGGAGGUCAAAGAUGAUCUAUGCGCGGAAGUUGCAGCUGGCGUCUACAAAACUAUUCAAGACCAAGGUUUCAAAGACCGUGCCGUUUGUCUAGGGCUGCAUAACGCUGUGAGAGCGAUGCGCAAGGAUUGGGUCGAGAGUCACAGAAGAUAUCUAGACCGAGCCCAAAGCGAGAUCCUGGAUGGAGCAGUUGCCCGGAGACGCAACCCAGAGCUGCGUAAUAUUAUAUCUGUGUAUGACGAUGACGAGGAGAAAUUGGAAUGGAUUCCUUUUGUUCAUUUUGGAAACUAG
Molecule: messenger RNA, 6624 nt
Organism: Fusarium sp. VM40
Lineage: Eukaryota; Fungi; Ascomycota; Sordariomycetes; Hypocreales; Nectriaceae
Source: the annotation of a GenBank genome assembly